Messenger RNA from Symbiodinium necroappetens, 987 nucleotides. NCBI's taxonomy places the organism in Eukaryota, Dinophyceae, Suessiales, Symbiodiniaceae. The record is from the annotation of a GenBank genome assembly.
AUGAAACUAGCAUCCUCGAUGCAGAAGACCAGCGCCCUUGAGAAGCAUUUCCACACCAAGCAUCCGCUUCGAAUGUUUUAUCGUGAUGUUCUGGAUGAGGUGGAAGGCUGCAAGGGCUACUUUGACUUGUCCGCCGUUUGGGCUCGCCUCGCCCCGUCCGGGAACGUCUACCGCCUCUGUGCUCUCCAGGAGGUGCGCCUGGGUCACUGCGCAGACCUGCAAUCCCAGCUCAGGGAGCUGGCAGAGGAGUUCGAGGAGAUGUUGGGCGGCACGUCGGAAGAACGCUACAACUUGCUGAUCGCAUCGUUAAAGGAAGCGAAGGUGGACUUGGACGAGGCCUAUGAGCAAGCUGAGAAGGGCUGGGAGCUCGACAGCUUUAAGACCACCGGGUAUCCUCCGCUUGAGGAAUUUCUUGUCGGUAAUGUCAGUCGCGGACUUCUCGUCGUCCCCGCGGAGCCAAGUGCAUGGAAGGACUGGUGCACCUCAAAGCUUGUUGGCUGCAUGGUUGCCGUGGUUCAGAUCCUUGGCCCUGUCAUGGUGGUGUUGAGCUUGUGGCAGGACCCGACCAACUAUCUGCAGCAUCCCCUUGAAACGGCGCAGCGCAUCUCUGUAAAGAACGUCUUCUGUGUCGAGAGGGACAUGGGUGAGUGGUGUACCAUUCUCAUGGGCGUGGUCUUCUCCUUCUUCGUGGUGGUUCAGUUGUUGAACUAUGCACACGAAGAGUUGGAGGAUGCAUACAAGUUCGGCCGUCUUGCUGGUUGCGCUUCCUUCUGGGCUUUCGCAGGUGGCUAUAUCAAUGCCUGGUGCGUGAUGUGGAAUAUCUUGGUGAUACCGGUGUCCUUCUGGAAGCUGACACACGCUUCUCAAGUGGUCCUGAACGCGAUGACAAUACUGUUCAUGUUUAACUUGGAUGAUCUCGCUGGCACAGCCGGGUCUGUGCUCGGUACCAGUGACACCCUUUUCCAACGGGGCCUGUGUUGGAACUAC